Molecule: messenger RNA, 696 nt
Organism: Coffea eugenioides
Lineage: Eukaryota; Viridiplantae; Streptophyta; Magnoliopsida; Gentianales; Rubiaceae
Product: putative nuclease HARBI1
Exons: 3
Coding region: 1-696 (231 amino acids)
Source: RefSeq, a predicted model, not a curated record
AUGCCGUGGUUUCAGGAUUGUGUAGGGACACUAGACGGGACGCACGUCUCCGCUUGGUGCACAGAAGAAAUACGAGAGAGGUAUAGAAAUCGGCAUGGCGACUUAUCUCAGAAUGUCCUUGCUGCCUGCGAUCAUGACAUGCGAUUUGUAUAUGUUCGGGUUGGUUGGGAGGGUAGUGCUCAUGAUGCCCGAAUUCUUCAAGAUACCUUGCUAGAUCCUGAUUCGGGUUUUCCUAUGCCACCGCAGGGGAAAUAUUAUGCGGUAGAUGCUGCUUAUAGAAAUAUGCCGGGUUUUAUGGCACCGUUUAGGGGAGCACAGGGUACGCAUCAUGAGCGGGCAGCUAAAUGCUUGUUCAACAGGUGGCAUGCAUCGGUUAGAAAUAUUAUUGAGCACACAUUUGGGGUUCUUAAGAAGCGAUUUCCAAUACUCAAGGGUCCAAUGCAGAACUACCUAAUAGCAACUCAUAAUAAUAUUGUGCUUGCGUGUUGUACUUUGCACAAUUUUAUGCGCACAUACUCCCCAGCGGAUGAGUACUUCAACGAAGAAGCAGCCCUCGGAGCCCUAGCUGAUGCACAUAUAGCAGGGGAGCAGCCGCAUCCGGGUCAACCCAUCGAUAUGUCGCAGCAGGGCAUAGAUAAUUGGAACGAAGAUCGGCGGGCGAUGGCGGCUCACAUGUAUUUGAAUGCGCAUAACUAG